UUUAUUCUCGAGCAAAUGAACAAGAAGCAUGUGGUUGGUGGAAAGCCUUAGUAAAAAUGACAAAAGGAGAUUUUCAUGUAGUAGAAUACAUUGGUUGGGAAACAACAUAUACGGAAAUUGUUCCUAGUGAUCGAUUAAGAUUCAAAAACUCAAAUCCUCCUAUCACUAAAAAUACUUUUCAUAAAUUUGAAAUUGAAGUACCCGAAGACUUAAGAGAAUAUUCUAAAAUGGAAUCUGCCCAUAAAGAUUUUAAGAAAGCUGUUGAUGCUGCAUUAUGCCGGUUUAAUCCUGAAAAAAAUUGCUUAACUAUUCUUUCAAAGGCAGAAACUUCAAAGAAGCGAGCUACAAUGCUUAGUGAAAUGCAUUUUCGUAACUUAAGACAGAAGGUUUUAUUAAUGAAUAGAACAGAAGAAGCAGCACGCCAAUUAGAGAGUACAAGGCUUCAUUCUAAUUCUGGAUUUAUGGAAGAGUUCAGUGUUAGGGAAGAUUUAAUGGGAUUAGCCAUAGGUGCCCAUGGAGCAAAUAUACAAAAUGCUCGAAAGUUAGAGGGUGUUACUGGAAUUGAUUUAGAAGAAACAACUUGUACGUUCAAAAUUUAUGGAGAGACCGAAGAAAUUGUAAAGAAAGCCAGGUGCAUGUUGGAAUAUGCGGAAGAAUCAAUUCAAGUGCCUAGAGCCCUAGUAGGCAAAGUGAUUGGAAAAAAUGGCCGCAUAAUCCAAGAAAUAGUAGAUAAAUCUGGCGUAGUUCGUGUCAAAAUUGAAGGUGACAACGAGAAUCAGACAUUAAAGGAAGAACAAUAUGAUGAAAUAGUAACACCAUUUCACAUUCAAGGGAUGCAGGUGCCAUUUGUUUUUGUGGGAACUAUGGAAAGUAUUACCAAUGCAAAAAUUUUGCUGGAAUAUCAUCUUGCCCAUUUAAAAGAAGUAGAAAAGUUACGACAGGAAAAAUUAGAAAUUGAUCAGAAAUUAAGAAACCAGAUGGGAUCUAUUCAGAACUUUUCUGUCCCUCGUCGAAGCGGUCCAGAACGUAAUUAUAAUUCUGAUGCAGAUUCUAAUCGAGGGAGAGGAGGUGGACCACCAAGAGGAAGAGGACGUGGUGCCGGACCAGGAAUGGGACCAGGACGCAGAUGGGGUGGAGGUGAUGCACGCUACAACAACAACAGUGGAAGUCAUUCAUCUUCUCUUAGUGAUUACAUUUCCAACUCACACAAACGUGGUGGACAUAAUUCGGGUCCUCAGAGAGGAGGAAAUUCUCGGGGUAGAGAAAGGGGAGGUGGAGGUGGAAGAGGCACUCCUACCAGAAAAUAACAGUAUGCAUUUAGAAAAAGGACCUAUACUAGGUUUAUGACCCUACGACCUAGCAUUGUCAAUAACCAUACAGCAUUCCACAUAUUGCUGUUGGUGAAUACUUGGAUUUGCCCUGAAUUUCCAGAGAUGUCAAACAGACUAAAAUUCCUCUUCACAUGCCAUCUGUGUGUUUGAUUUGUAUCCUAUAAGUAGACGUUUUACAUUUUUGAGUGAGUUGAUGGUAGGAAAUUGCUUCUAUACUAACUUAAUAAAUUUAGUAUAAUUUAAUGGUAACUCCAUUAAAUUACUAAAGGUUAUUUCAGCCUAUGUGGGUUUUCAAUAUCAAUAGUUUAAUUUGGAAGAAAUAAGUUUCUCCGGCAAGAUCAGUCAGUGACUGUUAAAAAAAAAACCAACCUACUGUGUAUUGUUUGACGGAUAUAUGACUUUUUUGUUUUAUUUUUUGAAGUCACAGUGCAGUUGUCACAAAUGUUUUGCACAAAGUGAGAUAAGGCAUUUAGUUUUUAUUUUUUGUGGUUGGUAUAGACUUGGUUAUUUAGUGACUUUUAAUUUGUGUGUUAUUAUUUUAAAGGAAAAAAAAAACUUCUGUUGUAAAGUGUUGUACCUGGAUGAACCAAGGACAAUACUAAAUUUCUUUAAAACACUUAUUAGUUUGUCAAUUUUAUCUUUAACAUGCAUACUGGUCCUCAAUUGUGGUCUUCCAGUUUCUGAAUUUGACAUUAAGAUUAGCUGUAUGUUUAUUCUGCUGUGUGUGCAUGCUUUAAAAAAAUAGUUUUUAAGAUAAUGUCUAGUAAUAUAGAACAAUUAUUAGAACAAACCAAAAAUAUAUAUAGUAUAAACCAGAAAAUUCUGCAUAAAAUAGAAAUAUGUAUUUAUUUCUGUAUGAAAAUAUUGUCAAAAAUUGCAUCUCUUGAAUAUGUCACUAAAUGAAUGUUUAAAAUAAUUGAAGAAAGAAGAUUGGAAAACAAAAAUUAACAUGAUGACAAGAAAAAAAAAGCUUAAAAUGUUUAUUAAGUUUAGUAUUAGAUAAUCAUUUUCUGUAUUUUAUACCAAAAGAAAAAAAAGAUAGGUGCAUCUACUGUUUGGAAGGGCUGUUUAAGGAAUUUUAGUAAUAAUUUAAACUCUAAAUUUUCAGCCAUGGCACCUAGAAUUUUCAUAUCCAGAAAUUAAACACCUUAUAUAUUGACUACUUAGAAAACUAAGUUUACCUGGCUAUGAUUUAACUAAUCCAGGAUUUGUCUUCACUGUUUUCCAGAAUUGUCAUGUAUCCUGGAAUUGUGUGAAAUCUCCUGAGAUUUGAGCCUCAAAUGAAUCAAGCAUGUAUCUGAAAAAACAAGCAAGGUUCAUGUGUCUAAACACCAUGUUACAUUAAAUUGACACAAGCUCAUAA
This is a messenger RNA of Centruroides sculpturatus (bark scorpion), 2694 nucleotides long. RefSeq names its product synaptic functional regulator FMR1-like (gene Fmr1). Gene Ontology annotation, cellular component: neuronal cell body; dendritic spine; postsynaptic density. Lineage: Eukaryota; Metazoa; Arthropoda; Arachnida; Scorpiones; Buthidae. Bases 57 to 1307 code for a protein of 416 amino acids. The record is from RefSeq and is a predicted model, not a curated record. Gene Ontology annotation, biological process: regulation of mRNA stability; central nervous system development; regulation of dendritic spine development. Gene Ontology annotation, molecular function: protein homodimerization activity; mRNA 3'-UTR binding; translation regulator activity. The transcript is spliced from 9 exons.